GUGUGUGUGUGUGUGUGUGUGUGUUUGUGGGUGCAGGGCUGUUUUAGGGGGGUGAGGUGAGUCGUGCUCAACCCCCCCACACACUAAUCAAUCCGGACCCCUGGCGUUGUCGUCGGCGACCGUCGGCGUACGGAUAGAAUGUUCAGGGUGGGAGCUCGCCAGCCCAGCCACGGGAAAACGGUGCAGCCGCGUCACAGAGUGUGUGCGCUUGCGAGUGUGUGUGUGAGAGCCACGGGGAGUGAACAUGCCCCACUCGCGGCGAGUGCAGCCCGAGCGCUCGCCGCCGUUCGCGACAGGCAGCCGUUAGCGGGAGCGAGGGAGAGGGCGGGGAGUGCUCAGAGGGAGGAGAGGUGGAAGAAAGGAGGAGAGAGGAGCAGAGGAGGAGAAGAGGGAUAGGAAGAGAGGGAGUGAGCCGCUUUCACCUGACGGCCCUGGCCGGUUCGGGAAUAUCGAGGAGACCCGCGCAUGCAUGCAUGCUGCCGCCUUCUCGCGGGACCAUGUCGUUGACCACCGGAUUUGGCUACCAGUUGCCGGGCAUCACCACGGUAACCUAUGUUUUUGUUUACAGCCCAGGGACUGUCCAGCGGGACCCCAGCCCUCCUCCCGCGGGGCCCUCGCACACACUCUCAGGAGCCCGGGGCCCCAAACGGAAACUCUACAGCGCCGUGCCGGGGCGCACCUUCAUCGUGGUCAAACCGUACUCACCGCAGGGAGAGGGAGAGAUCCAGCUGAACCGCGGAGAGAGGGUCAAAGUGUUAAGUAUAGGAGAAGGGGGUUUCUGGGAAGGGACGGUGAAAGGAAGAACCGGGUGGUUUCCUGCAGACUGUGUGGAGGAGGUACAGAUGAGACAGUUUGAUCCACGACUUGAGACGAGAGAGGACCGAAACAAGAGGCUGUUCAGACAUUACACUGUGGGCUCCUAUGACAACUUUACCUCAUAUAGUGAUUACAUCAUCGAGGAGAAGAACGCUGUGCUCCAGAAGAAAGAGAAUGAGGGAUUCGGCUUCGUCUUGCGAGGAGCAAAAGCGGAGACACCCAUUGAAGAGUUUACACCUACACCUGCCUUUCCUGCACUGCAGUACCUGGAGUCUGUGGAUGUUGAGGGCGUGGCCUGGAGGGCGGGGCUAAGGACUGGUGACUUCCUCAUUGAGGUGAAUGGUGUAAACGUGGUAAAAGUGGGACACAAGCAGGUGGUGUCACUCAUCCGGCAGGGCGGGAAUAACCUCUUGAUGAAGGUGGUGUCAGUCACACGCAAGCCAGAGUCUGAGGAGUCAGUCAGGAAGAAGGCGCCCCCACCUCCAAAAAGAGCGCCCAACACCACCCUCACCCUGAGGUCCAAAAGCAUGACCGCUGAGCUUGAAGAACUAGCCUCUGCAAGGAGGAGAAGAGGAGAAAGGCUAGAUGAGAUUUUGGCCUCUCAGGAGACAGUACUGAGGCCAAAGGUAGAAGCAGACUACAGAGCAGCCACGGUGAAGCAACGUCCUACCAGUCGCCGAAUUACACCAGCAGAAAUCAGUUCUCUUUUUGAGCGGCAAGGACUUGCUCUUCAUGGUGCUCUACACCCAGCGUUGGAAAAAGCCCACAUGCAGCUGCCGAAAAGCAUGGCUAGAACAAAGUCUUUUGGAGCAACUGAAGAGGAUCGACUGUCUGCCCUGGCAGCGGAACACAGGUUUCCGCGGAGCUCCUCCAUGACGGACAGCCUGAGAGACAGCCAUAGUAUCCCUCCACCUCCUCAAACAGCUCCCCCACCUCCCCCAUCGCUUUACUAUCUAGAUACUGGACCCCCUCCUUCGUUCUGCCCACCCCCUCCCCCUGGCCGCAUUCACGACCCCAGCCGUUCCAGUUUCAAACCAGGCUCUGAACCAAGACUGCACGUUUUGCCACAGACAAUGUCUGCUGAGCUGUUUGAGCCACCUCGCCAUGCCUCCCACAUGGAUCGGCAGAAAAAAGCCCGCUCCAUGAUCAUCCUACAGGACUCCUCCCACCUUCCCGUGGAGCCUACUGACAUCCCCAGGCCAGGUGCUGUUUCAACUCCACCUGAAAGGAUCAAGCGGAAAGGUCGAGUCAUUGAUAACCCCUAUGCCAAUGUCGGCCAGUUCAGCGUGGGCCUGUUCACACCGAGCAAGCCACAGCGGAGGAAGAGCCCACUUAUAAAGCAACUGCAGGUGGAAGAUGCUCAGGAGAGAGCCUCGCUAGCACUGGCAUCCAUCCAUGCGAGAGAGCACUCUCCCUCUGGGCGCCUAGCUGCCCACCAUACAAGCAGGGCUGAUUUCUAUCAGCAGCAGCAGCAGCUGUUGCAGGCACGCAGUCAAGCUCAGGCUGAGGGACUGUUGCAAGGAAAGGGACCUUUCGCUGCUGCCAUUGCUGAUGCUGUGAAAGACCGGGAACGUCGUCUGGAGGAGAGGCGGAAAUCCACAGUCUUCCUAUCAGUGGGCACUAUGGAGGGCAGUUCGGCAUCACCCCCAGAGGCCCCCUCGCUCACACCAUCCCAUUCGGUUGAUGAACGAAUGCUCACACGUGAACUUGGUCAGUUGCCUCCUCCUGCCUUGGCGUUGCGUCCCUCUCCUGGGGGCACCACCUUCAUUCACCCACUGACGGGCAAGCCCUUGGACCCCAACUCUCCAUUGGCACUUGCGCUGGCCGCAAGGGAACGGGCAUUAACCUCCCAGAGUCAGUCCCCUUCAAGCAGCCCUGAGCCCAGAACUAAACAUGAAGCUGCUGGAGGGGUGCUAUACAUGGAGACCCAGACCAAAGAGGCUGAUCGGUCAGAGGGUGAGUUUGCCUCACCUCCCUUUUCCCCUGCAACGAAAAGAAUUUACGAGACCUCUGCCCCCACCAGCAGGAUUCAGUGGGGAAGUCCCAUAUCCACUAGGAAAGAGUUAGAAACAAGGACAGAAAUGAAGGAGGAAAGGAAAAUUGAGGACAAGAAGAGUAUGAUCAUCAGCAUCAUGGACACAUCCCAGCAGAAAACUGCUGGACUUAUCAUGGUUCAUGCAACGAGUAAUGGGGAGGCAGUGAGGCCCAGCCCAGAGCACAGUGUUCCCUCUCCUAAAAGGGCAUUGUCAGAGAGCCCGAAACCCAUGUUGGCCGAAAUAAAACGUGCCAAGUCCCCUGGUCCCGAUGCUCCUUUGAGAUCCACCCCACCUCCAGCCACAGCUCCAACUUCCCAGCCACCUCCCAGUCCAUCCUCAGAUAAAACCCUGGCACAGGGUAGUUCUGAGGAGGACGUGGAACCCUAUACGGUCACAUUGCCACCUGCCAUGCUGUCUUCCAGUGAUGAGGAGACACGUGAGGAGCUCCGUAAAAUCGGUGUGGUUCCUCCACCGAAUGAAUUUGCCAAUGGCCUCCUUGGAAAGACACCUGAAACUGCAGUACCUCGUGCUCCUACGUUGGCGCAGACAACCACUUCUGCCCUGCCCUCAGCUCCACCCCCUCCCCCCACCACUCCAGCAGCAGUUGCCUCAGCAGCACAGGUCCCCGCUAGCAGUGGCCCGCAAGCAGCCUCAGGGAAGCCAUCUGAGUCCCACCUGGGCCCAGAGUCUGCUGCUGACUCCGGGGUGGAAGAGGUAGACACUCGUAGCUCCAGUGAUCACCACCUAGAGACCACGAGCACCAUCUCCACUGUCUCCAGUAUGUCCACACUGUCCUCGGAAAGCGGCGAGCCCACGGACACCUACACCACUCACGCAGAUGGCCAGACGUUCAUUCUUGAUAAGCCGCCAGUGCCUCCAAAGCCAAAGCUCAAGUCCCAGCUCAGCAAGGGCCCGGUGACAUUCAGGGACCCCCUGCUUAAGCAGUCAUCUGAUAGCGAACUGCUCUCACAGCAGCACGCGGCUGCGCUGGCUGCUGCUGCGGGAGCCUCAGGCCCGGCCAGACCCCGCUACCUCUUCCAGAGACGCUCCAAGUUAUGGGGGGACCCCGUGGAACCCUGUCCACUUUCGGGGGCAGAGAAAGGCAAGCCCACUGUGAUCAGUGAGCUCAGCUCACGGCUGCAGCAGCUGAACAAGGACACACGCUCACUUGGGGAAGAGCCGCUUGGAGCUUCACUUGACCCCGGAAGGAAAUCACCCGUGGUCGGUGCAAGACUCUUCAGCAGUUUGGGGGAGCUCCAUACUAUCUCUCAGAGAGGCUACGGCACCACCUACACCAUCAGACCAGGCAGCCGCUACCCAGUGACCCGACGGACACCCAGUCCCGGUUCCCCGGACCGCUCGGAUCCUCUGGGACCCAUCCGGGGCUUCGGCCUGGCCACUUCUCCCAUCACACCCCCCACCAUCCUUAAGUCAUCUAGCCUCAGUCUCCCUCACGAACCUAAAGAAGUGCGUUUUGUCAUGAGGAGCUCCAGUGCGCGGAGUCGUUCUCCCUCGCCCGCCCCCUCCCCGGGCAUGCCCUCCCCCCUGCUCACCCUACGGCCGUUCCACCAGAAACCCCUCCACCUCUGGAACAAGUACGACGUUGGCGACUGGCUGGCCAGCAUUAAUCUGUCUGAACACCGGGAGCGAUUCCAAGAGCAUGAGAUUGAGGGCUCCCAUCUGCCUGCUCUGACCAAGGAGGACUUCGCUGAGCUUGGUGUGACGCGCGUCGGUCACCGCAUGAACAUUGAGCGUGCCCUUAAACAGCUGCUGGAGAGUUGACCACGCGCCUCCCUCUACCUGUAGCUAGUCUCAACACAAUUUUCUUUUCUUUUCUUCUUUAAUUUGCUUGCCUUGUCAUUUUCCAAAGUGUGUAAUUUCUAUGUUAAAAUACUUAUCCUAUCCCACACUUUCAUAAAAAAAACGAAUCACUGGGGUGGUAUUAAAAGAUAUUAUUAAUAUGUACCAUUUAGGUACUAAUAUGUACACUUUUGGUACUAAUUUGUAAGGCAGGGGUAUCUAAUUUUGCUCCUGAAGGGCCACUUUCCUGGAGUUUAGCUUCCACCAGUUUCAACAGACUUGCCUGGAAGUUUCUAGUGAUUCUGUAGACCGUGAUUAGCUGUUUCAGAUGUGUUUAACUAGAACUAGAGCUAAACUCUGUUGACAAGUGGCUCUCCAGGAGCAAGAUUGGGCACCCUGCUUUAAGAUACUAUUAUGCACCCUUUAGGGGUAAAUCAGUGGGUUUGCAAAAAAGCAGUACAUUUUGGAAUCAUUACAGAAAUUUUGGAAACUUUCUAGGAAUUUUGGAAAUUUUCUAGGAAUUUUUGGAAAUUUUACGGAACUUGUAUGCCCCUUUGCAACCUUAUAAAUAUGGUACAAAGGUUUACCUUUUGAAAGGCUACUGCCCCAGUGGCAGCUUUUGUACCUUUUUUAUAGGAGUGCAGUUUAAUAUUCCCCUGAAAACAUUGCUCUGUUCAUUUGACCAUCCCAACCAAUCUGACACACCAACAUUGGCAAUGUUUGUCCAACCAAUGGCAGAUUGGAAACAAUUUAAACAAACAUUUUCACAAUUGCAGCAGAAAUUACACACUUCAGUUUUAAAUAAUCUCACUAUUUCCUAAAUCCAUCAUUAGUGAAGUGGGUGUUGACUCCAUACUGUUUUUGGAGCACUAUCCUAAGCCCCUCCCACAAUACUGCCAGCACCCAAUCACAGGGGUGCUGUGUGUUUAUGAGGGGCUGUGAAUUUAGUGAUCGAAUUGGCUUUGUUCACACUGCACAUAAAAAAUCUGAUUUUUUUUUUUUAUCCACAAUUGUGUCAUGGUGCUGAACUCAUGAUGCAUUAAAGUAUGCAUUUAAUGCAUUUAUGCAAAUACUGAAACCGCUCAUUGAUUCAUCUCAUUUACUAUUAAUUGAAUAGUUUGCUAUAUGGGGAAAAAGUGAGAGAAAAUUUGUGUAUUUGCAAAGUAAAUCUCAUCCGUAAUUAGUAAAAACUACUUGAAAUCCAAUUUGAUGGUUCACACUGCAUUUUAAUCUGAUUUCAAACCACCUAUAGUACAAAUGUGGUUUUAAACUGUGUUUUUUUUUUUUGGUGUCCAAACUACAAAAAUACAACAAAAACUGUUUUUUUUGCUGUCUGUCUGAACAAACCCUAUUCAAAAUAUCCCGUAAUUGAUUCUUCAGUUUCAUUAGCAUGAUAAACACCCACUAAUCCCUUAGUCCCAAAUCCAGUUUUUCUACUUUACUAUCCGCUGUCAUUCAUUUCAGAAAAAGGAGGGAUGCUGUUGAGAAAAGGAAGUUCAGUUGCCUUUCAGAGUAUUUUUUUAGGAGUGGAUGAGCAGAGUGGGCGUGGCCAGAUCCUCUCUGUUUACCGCCUGCCCCCUUCUGGCUGAGGGACGUACUACACUCGGAGAAUGUUUAACCAACACUAGUGGCUUUUUCAUAAUCAGACUCUUACCUUUGGGUUACCAAAGGAACUAUGACAUUAGAUAGAAUAUCUCAAUGUAUUUAAAUAGCUUUGAAAAUGGAGAGAGACAGCAAACAACAGGACGGACCGUGCAAAACUGCACCUGUCUCUCUCCCUAGAUGAUUUAUUCCACCAAUAAUUUACCCAUUUUUACCAAUUAUAUACAUAUAUAUUUGACAGAAAAAA
This is a messenger RNA of Sinocyclocheilus grahami, 6501 nucleotides long. RefSeq names its product SH3 and multiple ankyrin repeat domains protein 3-like. Gene Ontology annotation, cellular component: postsynaptic density; dendritic spine; postsynaptic membrane. The record is from RefSeq and is a predicted model, not a curated record. The coding region runs from base 474 to 4634 and encodes 1386 amino acids. The transcript has 12 exons. Lineage: Eukaryota; Metazoa; Chordata; Actinopteri; Cypriniformes; Cyprinidae. Gene Ontology annotation, molecular function: synaptic receptor adaptor activity; ionotropic glutamate receptor binding.